AUGAGAGCAUGUGACGUUUGCCGCAAGAAAAAGCAGCGAUGCGUCACCUUAUACGGGUCUUCGAGCUGCUUGACCUGCCAGGCUGCUGGCCUGUCUUCAUGCACGUUUUUGCAGCCUCCCCCGCCAAAACGACGUGCUGCUGCGGCAAAUACCAAGGAAUUCACUGCUAGGAAACCCCGCGGGCGAGGCCCUUCGGAGGAGUUGUCUUCAGUGUCACCUAAAUCCACCUUGGACCAAGAACUUGACUAUCCUAAGGAAUCAAUACUGACGAAGACCCUCGGUCUCGAAAAGGGCCGCUUCUCAGAAUUGAUUGGACCUGGUGGCGAACAUGAUUCUUAUCUGUUGCAAACAACUCAUGCCCGCUCUAGGGUGAGACCAUCGGGAGAUGGCGAUAAUAUGACAACAUCUAGUGGAAUGCUGAGUCCGAUGACGAUGCGAAGGGUCCAUGAAAAUGUCUUCUUUCAGAUGACACCUGACGUGGAAGUCUCGCAAAAUCUCCGAAAAGGCGACAUAUGGGAUGAAGUCAGCGUCGACGAUGUCGAGUCCCUUGUGCGUCCACACGGUGCGACAUUGGUCAAGCUGUACUUUCGCAUUGUUCACCCGUCAUUCCCAAUUCUACAUAAGAAUGUAUUCAUAGAGAAAUACAACCGGACGUAUCGUGAAAUCACUGCACAUCUUUUAGCUGCCGUAUAUGCGUUGGCCGUUUGCUGGUGGUCUUAUGAUCCGGAUCUCUUAUUACAAGAAAAAAUCAACGAGGCUGCCUUGGUCAGAAUUGCUCACCACGCCGUGCAGGAUGCCAUGCAUCGUCCUCGUUUAAACACUAUACAAGCGGGUCUUUUGCUGCUACAACGUCAUCGCAAUCCACUCUUCAUGGAUAACUCUUGGAUGUGGUCUUUCACUUCGUCUCUCUUGGGCUUGGGCCAACAUCUUGGUCUCCAUUUGGACUGCUCAAAUUGGGAUAUCCCGGAGUGGGAAAAGGGUCUUCGAAAACGACUCGCUUGGGCUUUAUAUAUUCAGGACUCAUUCUCGGCACUUGUUCUUGGGCGGCCUUGCCUCAUCUCUGAAGCAGCGGAUUGGAUUGUGAAGCCGCUAGAAAGUACCGAUUUCUCAGAAGGUGCUGGCGAUGAGGAAGUAAGUGACCAGAUUGGAAGUGUUAGCAUUGAGAACGGGAAGGUUCUGUUCAUGGAGCUAGUAAGCCUGAGUCGCGUUACAGCACGUAUGCUACGUGAGCUCUACUCAGUCAGAUCUCUGGCGGAAGUGCUCGAACCACAGCAAGUUCUCGCUAUCGCAAAACCACUAGGAACCGAUCUCGCUCAAAUGCUCAAAAAUCUCCCUGAAGUGUUGAGUCUGGAAAAUAUAGAACCCGGAAAACUAUGUGUGAAUGGCUUUCUCCAUCUUGCCCUGCAUGCAACAACCGCAGCUCUGCAUCGCCGCCUGCUUUGGGCCAUACAACAGUCAAAGUCUGAGGUUGAUCCACAGUUUGUCCAAUUCAUCCGCAGAAUGCUUCGCACACGAGCGAUUAGUCUUGUAAAAUUUAUGUCUUAUCUUCGCCCUGAGCAUAUGGAAGCUUUCUGGUUCUUCGCUGCUGGUGGAUGUGCAACGAUACUGGGAGGCUUUCUGGGUCUUCUCCGCGCUACAAGUGUUACCCUGGAAGAAUCGGAAGAUCUUCAGAAUCUGAUGAAGGAAUUUGAAUGGCAACUUCGGAUGAAAGCGAAAAUGAGUGAAUGGGUAUCUUACACGUUGACUAGGCUUCGAGCGCUUGGAUGGGACGAUUGGAAAAAUUCCAAAGUCGCGUUACCAGAGCCUUUUUUAAACACAUUAUCUGUAGACGGAAAUGGGAAUGCUGAGACCUUUGUUGACUUAUCUCUAGUAUUAGAAGAUGACGUCGCCAGUUCGCCAUUAUCAAACCAGUCCCUUUCCUCAGCUUUCAUUGACCUUGACAAUCUCAUGUUAUGGACAAUCCCUGGUCUCAACUAUUCUGGGUACGACUUUAUACCUUCUGAGCCGACUUGA
Molecule: messenger RNA, 2013 nt
Organism: Talaromyces amestolkiae
Lineage: Eukaryota; Fungi; Ascomycota; Eurotiomycetes; Eurotiales; Trichocomaceae
Exons: 1
Coding region: 1-2013 (670 amino acids)
Biological process (GO): DNA-templated transcription
Cellular component (GO): nucleus
Molecular function (GO): DNA-binding transcription factor activity, RNA polymerase II-specific; DNA binding; zinc ion binding
Source: RefSeq, a predicted model, not a curated record